UAGCGUCUCCCUUCCACAACAAGACUUCAUCCUUGGAGCGGCUGGGGGAGGAAGAUGAUGAGGACGAGGAUGAUGACUUGGACAUCUUUGGAGGUUAUGACAGCUUCCGGGGCUACAACAGCAGCAUGGGCAGUGACAGCAGCUCGUGCCUGGAUGAGUCUAGUGAUGAUGAGGUGGUGGACCGGGAAGUUGGAGAGCUUCCUACCUCCCCUCUGCACCAGCACCCACCCUCCACAGGCCGAAUGACGGAGGACAGUGGCGCUGAGCCAGCCGUGUGCGAGAUGUGUGGCAUUGUGGGCACCAGGGAGGCUUUCUUCUCCAAGACCAAACGCUUCUGCAGCGUCUCCUGCUCCAGAAGCUACUCUUCAAACUCCAAGAAGGCCAGCAUCCUGGCCAGGCUGCAGGGGAAGCCACCAACGAAGAAAGCUAAAGUCCUGCACAAGGCGGCCUGGUCUGCCAAGAUUGGGGCCUUCCUGCAUUCUCAGGGCACGGGGCAGCUAGCAGAUGGGACGUUAACGGGCCAGGAUGCACUCGUCCUGGGCUUUGACUGGGGAAAGUACCUGCAGGAACAUGGCUUCAAGGCAGCUCCCGUCAGCUGCUUCAAACAUGUGCCACUCUUUGAUCAGUGGGAUGACGUGGUGAAAGGUAUGAAAGUGGAAGUGCUGAACAGUGACGCCGUGCUCCCCAGCCGAGUGUACUGGAUUGCCUCUGUCAUCCAGACUGCAGGAUACAGGGCCCUUCUGCGAUACGAGGGCUUUGAGAACGAUGCGGGCCACGAUUUCUGGUGCAAUUUGGGCACAGUGGAUAUUCAUCCCAUUGGCUGGUGCGCCAUCAACAGCAAAAUCCUGGUGCCACCACAGAGUAUCCAUGCCAAGUACACAGAUUGGAGAGGUUACCUCAUGAAAAAGCUGGUUGGAGCCAGGACCAUCCCUGUGGAUUUCCAUAUCAAGAUGGCGGAGAGCAUGAAAUACUCGUUCCGGCAAGGCAUGCGGGUGGAGGUGGUGGACAAGAACCACGUGUCCCGGACUCGCAUGGCUGUGGUGGACACGGUGAUUGGGGGCCGGCUGAGGCUCCUCUAUGAGGACGGUGACAGCGAUGAUGACUUCUGGUGCCACAUGUGGAGCCCUCUCAUCCAUCCUGUGGGCUGGUCACGGAGGGUGGGCCACAGCAUGAAGAAGGCAGAGGAAAAGCGCAGCGACAUGGCCAACCAUCCCACCUUCCGCAAGAUUUACUGCGAUGCCGUCCCCUACCUCUUCAAAAAGGUACGGGCUGUCUAUGCCGAAGGCGGCUGGUUUGAGGAAGGCAUGAAGCUCGAGGCCAUUGACCCCCUCAAUCUGGGCAACAUUUGUGUGGCCACUGUCCGUAAGGUUCUCUUGGAUGGGUAUCUCAUGAUCAGCAUUGAUGGAGCCACAUCUGCAGAUGGCUCUGACUGGUUCUGCUACCAUGCCUCUUCGCAUGCCAUCUUCCCUGUCAACUUCUGCCGGAAGAACAGCAUUGACCUGACCCCUCCAAAAGGGCAAGAUGCAAAGACUUUCAAAUGGGAAAGCUACCUGGAAAGGACAAAGUCAAAACCUGCUCCAGCCCGGCUCUUCAACACGGAUUGCCCGAACCACGGCUUCAAGGCAGGCAUGAAAGUGGAGGCAGUGGACUUGAUGGAGCCGCGGCUCAUCUGCGUGGCCACGGUGAAGCGCGUGGUGCACCGGCUGCUCAGCAUUCAUUUUGACGGCUGGGACAGCGAGUACGACCAGUGGGUGGACUGCGAGUCUCCAGACAUUUAUCCUGUGGGGUGGUGUGAGCUGACGGGUUACCAGCUUCAACCACCUGUUGCUGCAGGGAAAAAGAUACCUGUCAAAACUCGCACCAUCAAGCACACGGUCAAGAAGCCUCCUGGCCCGAAGGGGAAACGCGAGGCGAAAGCUGCCAGCAAAGCCUUGCUGGAGCCGGCCCCCGAUGAGAUCAUUGCCGUGCAGGUGAAAGAAGAAACUAUCGACCCCUCCAUGGAAGAGUAUGGAGUUUCAGAGCUUCCCAUUCCUGUCAGCAGCAUAAAGCAGGAGGUCACAGACUGAACCUGGAGCGCCCCCCAGCUGCCUUCAGCAGCCUGGGCUUCAUCGUGUGGCCCUGUUGGGGCAGGCCCUGACAAAGCGGA
Molecule: messenger RNA, 2146 nt
Organism: Tinamus guttatus (white-throated tinamou)
Lineage: Eukaryota; Metazoa; Chordata; Aves; Tinamiformes; Tinamidae
Source: RefSeq, a predicted model, not a curated record